CAAAUCUUGGACGAAACAUGGACAACGACGAGUUGUUUGGGUAUGGCAGCACCGACCAUCGGACGAACUUUGACAAGCGCGACGCGGCCGACUCGAAGGACGCCUUGCUUGAAUUCUAUCGGGCGCGGUGCGAUGCGUUCCAUCAGGAGCGGAAGGACCUCUUGGAGCGCUUCCAUGAGCUCGAUGUGUCGAGGGAGUCGUGGCACCGAACUCAAUGGCAGAACCAAGUGCACAAGCAGGAAAUUGUGGACCUCAAGGUCGAAUUGGCUCGCGUGAAGGACUCGUUGCAUGCUGCCGAGGAAACGAUCGCUGUGCUUCGAGCCGAGCAGGACUCGUUCAAGGUCCAAGAGGCCGAAGACAGGAAGCGCAUCCAGCACUUGCUGCACUUGACCCACCCCACAUCCGAAGAAGUGACGUUUUUCAAGGACUGCCGCCCCGGCCACUCGCUGCGAUCGCCCGUCGGUGCCCAACCGCAUGAUGCCGUCGGCACCCAUCAUCGGUCCAACGUGAGUUUGUCGGAAGAAUCCGGCUUCCAUCGAGCCAUGCAUCAGAACGACAAGAUGAAGCGCUUGAAGCGGCAUGCAGCCACCUGCUCGACGAACGGAGGCGGCAAAGUGGGGCGAGUCAUCCGCACGGUGUAUCUGCCUAGCGAACAAGCAGAUUCGUUGCUGCUUCGAGUCCAAGUCCUCACUAAGCAGCUCGACGUCAACCGAAAGCUCUCGGACGACCGAAUUCAAAGCCUGUUGAACGACUUGGAAAUGGUGAGCGUCGAAUCCACUCGCCAACGGGACGCCCAUCACCUCGAACUGCAAACUGCGCAGACCGAUUUUGCCAAAAUGCAACGGCUGCUCAACAAAUCCACCAAAGAUUUCUUGGUGGCUCGGCACGAUGCCCUUGCGGCCCAGCGAAGUGCCGAGGAAGAGAUGGCGCGGCUUCACUCGCUUCUUCGCGCGGCGGAGGCCGAUAAGGAAGCUGUCCAAGUCCAAGCCAAAGCCGAAACCCAAUCUAUCCGAGAAACCAUUCGCGCCGAGGGCAACCUUUGCGCCGAAGAGUUCCGCAAGCAAGCCGUGUCCAGGGAGCGUGACAUCCACAUCCUCAAGGAGCAAUACGCGGCCGUCCAGGAAAGCUACAGUGCGCGCAUUUCGGAUUUGCAGGCGCGGCUGGCCAAGCUGCGCUCCCGGUAUAAGGCGCUAGAAGGGCGGCGGAACCUCGAGAUGGAGGGCUUCUCCAGGGAUAUCGCCACACUCAAACGACAUGUGGUCAAGCUCGAAAACUUGUGCUACGGCACCAAGCUCACCAACGACGACAUUCGACUGCUGCGGAUGGAUGAAUGGCACACGCUGAAUGCACCGGAUUUGGAAGCUGAAAUUCUGCACCUGCAGGUAAUAUAGGCACUUUGUAGUAUUGUCCUUAUUUUACCCAAAUUUGGACUUUUGUCCAAAUCUAUCGAUAUAUCGAUUCUUUUGACUUUGUAUGUAAGAAUCGUCCAGUGUCACAC
Messenger RNA from Aphanomyces astaci, 1498 nucleotides. RefSeq lists its product as hypothetical. Gene Ontology annotation, cellular component: centrosome. NCBI's taxonomy places the organism in Eukaryota, Oomycota, Saprolegniomycetes, Saprolegniales, Verrucalvaceae. The record is from RefSeq and is a predicted model, not a curated record. The transcript is spliced from 8 exons. Bases 18 to 1391 code for a protein of 457 amino acids.